CUUUGACCAAUUGUGGUUCAUAGUGAAUUGUGGGAGGAUGGUCUCUGCUUGUCUUCUACAGUUGCCGGAUGAGCUACACCUCGACUAUGCCGGCUAUCUCGAUGGUCAGUCCUUUAGCAAGCUCAGCUGCACCUGCAAAGAUCUACUGGUAAGUUCAUCGAAGAAACUACCAAGGCCAAAAGAGUUACAGGCCGUGCGCUCUCUCUUGUCAACAUAUAGCAUGAGCGAUGGAAACUAAAUAUUGACCUGGGAUGGGAUGAAUGGCCUCGAC
Messenger RNA from Aspergillus aculeatinus CBS 121060, 271 nucleotides. RefSeq lists its product as uncharacterized. The record is from RefSeq and is a predicted model, not a curated record. The transcript has a single exon. NCBI's taxonomy places the organism in Eukaryota, Fungi, Ascomycota, Eurotiomycetes, Eurotiales, Aspergillaceae. Bases 38 to 238 code for a protein of 66 amino acids.